AUGACCAUCAUACGUGGAUUUUCUGACGAGAAGGACCCUAUUGCAGCGGUGCUAAACAAGCAUGGGCUAGGAUGGCCAGCAAAGUCGACACUUGAUCGCCUGAACUUUUCUCCGGAGGAGGCAACUGCAAAUGAAGACCGGCUAGCUGGUGCUGUGCGUACGAUUCUCGAAUGUCUAGGAGAGGACCCAGAUCGCUCCGGGCUUCAAGAUACCCCGAAAAGAUAUGCACGGGCGCUCCUGUGGAUGACAAAGGGGUACGAAGAACGGUUGUGUGAUGUAAUAUCCAACGCUAUAUUCGAUGAAAAUCAUGAUGAAAUGGUCAUUGUGCGUGAUAUUGAUGUGUUUAGUCUGUGUGAGCAUCAUCUUGUACCAUUUAAAGGCAAGAUUCACAUCGGCUAUAUUCCGAAUCGCAUGGUUAUUGGUCUGUCGAAAUUGGCACGCAUUGCAGAGACUUUUGCUCGCCGCUUGUCUGUUCAGGAGCGACUCACACGCCAAGUCGCUCUUGCUCUCAACGAGGCACUCAAGCCCAGAGGCGUGGCUGUCGUCAUGGAAUGCGAACACAUGUGCAUGGCGAUGCGUGGUGUGCAAAAGCCUGGAUCAAAUACGGUGACGAGCUGCAUGUUGGGAGUGUUCCGCGAUCGCGCCAAGACGCGUGAAGAAUUCCUUAGCCUGAUUAGGCACAACUAA
Molecule: messenger RNA, 687 nt
Organism: Malassezia globosa CBS 7966
Lineage: Eukaryota; Fungi; Basidiomycota; Malasseziomycetes; Malasseziales; Malasseziaceae
Exons: 3
Coding region: 1-687 (228 amino acids)
Biological process (GO): tetrahydrofolate biosynthetic process; tetrahydrobiopterin biosynthetic process
Cellular component (GO): cytoplasm
Molecular function (GO): zinc ion binding; GTP binding; GTP cyclohydrolase I activity
Source: RefSeq, a predicted model, not a curated record